AUGUCUGUGCAUUAUAAAUUCAAAAGUGCGUUGGAUUACGAUACAGUUACUUUUGAUGGAUUACACAUAUCAGUAGGUGAUCUUAAAGCUGCCAUAUCCCAGCAAAAGCGUAUUGGAAAGACUUCUGAUUUUGAUCUACAAAUUACUAAUGCUCAAACAAAAGAAGUAUAUGGGGAUGAUAGCACUCUGAUUCCGAAGAAUACAUCUUUAUUGGUUGCUAGAGUUCCGCUUUCGCAACAACCCAAAAAACAGUGGGAGGGAUCAAAUAAUCAAGCUUCGCUUCACAAAGAUGUUGCUCCAAAUAAAGGAUUGGCUGAUCUAUCUCGCAUGGAAGGUAGCGAACAGGAUAAAAUAAAUGCUAUGAUAUCACAAUCCACCUUUGACUACGACCCUAGCAAUUAUCAGAAAAUUAGAGGACAAAAUCAGAGAGGAGUUGUUCCUAAUAAUUAUAUUUGCUAUAAGUGUCAGAAGCGUGGACACUGGAUUAAAGAUUGUCCUACUGCCAACUCCAGUGAUCCUGUAGAGAUAAGAAGAAGUACAGGAAUUCCUCGUAGUUUUAUGGUACCGGUAGAGGGCCCAAAGGCUCCUGGUGCGAUGAUGACACCAAGUGGAAGUUUUGCUGUGCCAGCUGUUGAUCAUGAGGCUUAUUUGGCAUCCGAGAGCGCUGGUGGCGCCGAUGCACCCACGAAUGCGUCGGCUGUACCUGAGCCGAAUAUUCCCGACGAACUUAUCUGCAGUUUGUGUCGUGAUUUGCUCACCGACGCUGUUAUGAUACCAUGCUGCGGCAAUUCAUUUUGUGAUGAGUGUAUUCGAGGGGCUCUACUAGAAUCAGAAGAUCACGAAUGUCCUGACUGCCGCGAAAAAGAAAUCGCGCCGACUACUUUAAUCCCUAACAGGUUUUUAAGAAACUCUGUAUCUUCUUUUCGAAAUCAAACGGGGUACAGUCGUCGAAUGCCUCAUAGACCAGCUGCUGCACCAGUUAAACAGCUCCCUCCUGUGCUAGAACCUCCAAUUGCACAAGGCCCGCCAGCUAACAACGGCCCUGUGCUUUCAGAUUCAAAUAAUGCAGAAAAGGAUGGCCCGAGUGGGGGCAGAAGGCUGAGUGGAGGGGAGCGCGCGGUGUACCCACGUGGCGGCGACGAAUCAGAUGGGUCGGCAGACGACAACAUAACGCUAACGUUGCCGGCCGCUCAUCGCGCGCCCGCGCCUCUGCAGCAAUCACACGAUGUCGAUCGACAUCGACACUCGCGCUACGGCUCCAGGCCCCCCCUUGGACUAAAACCUCCUGGAAUAGAGACUCCGCCGAACAUGCCCAUGAAUUUACCGAGAAUCGAUGAACAGAGAGCCAGUACUCCAACCAUUGACGAGAGAAGAGACCCUAUGACUUCACAAGUGCUAUACGGUCGAGGUCCUCCACCCUUCAUGCAACGAGGUCCACCAUCCACGCGGCGUUAUGAAAUUAUGGGACCUGGUGGACCGCCGAGACUGCCUUAUAACGACCACUACCGCCCGGAACCUUACCAACCACCUCCGCCUGGCAUUAAAGACUCUCCCACGAAUGGGCAUGGUGAUGAUCCCCUGGAGGCGUUCAACCGGAUGAUUCGCGAAAAGGAAAUGCGUGCGAAGCGACGGGAGGAAGAACGACGUCGCGCCGCGUCUGGCUCGCGUAGCUCUCGUUCACGCACGCCACGCUCACCACGCUCUCCACGCUCACAGCGCUCGCCUCGUUCGCAGCGCUCUCCUCGAUCGCAGCGCUCGCUCCGCUCGCCUCGUCUUACACGCUCGCCGCGCCCGCAACGCUCGUCACGCUCGCCCCGUUCACCCCGUGCCAGGCCUCGCAGUCGUGGUUCCAGCCGACUCCGCUAUUCUAGAUCUCGUUCUAUUUCUCGUGGACGAAUCCGCCGGUCGCCUUGGUCACCACGACGUCGUCGCACUCGCGAAAGGACUUUGUCGCUUACUAGAUCACCUUCCCCGCGUAGACGUCAUCGGUCGCCGUUGCGAUAUCGGUCUCCGCUCCGGUCGCCGUUGGGCCGCUCUCCACUUCGAUCUCCUCUUCGCUCUCCGCUUCGUUCUCCGCCUCGAUCCCCUGCACGUUCUCCGCCGCGGGACCCACUACGUGAGCAAUUACGAGAACCUCUACGCUCACCCCGUCGAUCUGCGAUGCGCUCUCCAGUACCCCGGAACGUGUCACCUCAUCGAUAUACUGGUGUCUACGAUGAACUGUUGUCGCCGCCCCGACGUAGUGUUGAGCCACCUUACGGAGCCAGAUAUGGACAAAGAGGCAGUGCACAACCAUCUGUUUACCCACCAAUACCAGUAAAACAGAUCCCACCAUUGGGGAGUCUUCCUAUACAAUCGGAACCGCCGCCUGUUUAUAGAGGUCGCUAUGAUGUUCCUACAUUUGAUGAAAUACCACCCGGUGUAGAACCACCAGUACCUGGCUUUGAACCAUCCCCUUUUGAAAAACCGCCUCUCGGUCCACCAGGUUCUAUUGAUCGAGAUAGACCUUCAAGCUAUAGAGAUCCUUAUAGACCACCGCCAUAUGGUGAGGUAGCUGCAGGAUAUAGAGAUGUACCGCUUACAACUCCUGUUCAAAGCGAGAUACCUGUUCAUGUGGGGGAGCAAACAGCUCGCUUUAGGGAUAAUUAUCGACCGAAUCAUUAUCGUGAUCAAGGAUCGGUACCAUUUAGAGAUUUACCUUACCGAGAAGGCCCACAAGCUGGUCUUUACCGUGAACCGAAUUACAGAGGAGGAGCAAGACAAUUUCGAGAUAGUGCCUAUAGAAAUGUGCCAUACAGAGAUGGGGCAUUCCGAGACACCCCAUCUCAUAAUAGAUUUCCCGAGCCCGGCGUUACUUUUCGACCCCCAAGUGCAGAUCCCCGAGAAUCAGUACCACCUCCUUACCAUGAUCCUAAUUUCCGUGAUGCUUAUAGGGAAGAGGGUAGUGCUCCUCGUGAUCAUACUCGACCGGGAUAUAGAUCUAAUAUUCGUAAUAGAGGAGGGCCAAGGCGCAAUCAAAAUCUUGAACAUGAGAGACAUCGGGAUCGAGAACCGAAAGAUAGAGAAAAAUACAAAAAUGAAAUAAAUGAAAAUCGUGAAAUAGUAGAGAAAUCGGAAAGGAGUCGAGAUCUUGAUAGGCGAUCAGGAUAUGAUAAAUCUCGCGAGCUGCGCGAAGGCCGUGAUGAUCGUGUCCGUGAUUAUGACAGAAAUCGUGACUAUGAAAAGGAUCGCGAGCAUGAAAGGGCAAGUCCUGAUAAAAAGCUACGUACUUCGCCGAAACGUAACAGAGAAACGCGUGAGAAAAAACGUAGUGAAUCUAGGGGACGCUCUCGUGAUCGAGAGAGUCGACGGGAAAAGAAAGAAGAAAAAAUUCGUGAGAAAUCUUCCGAUAGAAGAGAUAGCAGAGAUCACAAAGAUAAAGAAAAGAAACUCAAGGACAGAAAGAAAAAAAAGAGAGAAAAAGAAAAAGACACUGAAAAGAAAAAGAAACGUGACAAGAAGGAUAAAAAAGAAAAAGAACAUAGCAAAAAAGAUGACGAAAUUGAUAAAAUUGACAAGAAAAACGAGGAAAUAGGACAAGAAGCAGUUGAUGCUGAAAAGCAGGUUGUUAUUAAAACAGAGAAAAAUAACAGUGACGCGCCUGUUAUUAAAAAAGAAACAGAGUCACCUAAAAAUAAUAGUAGUGAUAAGCAUAAUGAUUUGUAUGGUGACGAUGCAGUCGGUGCCGUAGAUAAAGAAAUUAUAGAAAAUUAUGUAAAAACCGAAGAAAAGAGCACGGCGGUAUUAACAGGUACAAAAAAUACUGAAGUUACUAGUAAGGAAGAGCCGUUCGAUGGAAUUGAACUUCAGGCUACUGCAGAUGAAUUAGAUUUAAAGGCAGAAAUUGAAGUACAUAGUCAACCAACGAAGGAAAUGUUAGCAACUUUGCCUGAACUAUCUAAAUGGGAAGUUGAUGAAGAAAACGUAGAGAAGACUAAAGAACCUGGAGAAAUAACAUCCCCUGACGAAGAGGAAGACGGCAGUAAAGUUACUUCAGAUGUUAUCAAACGAGCAGAGAAUGCCAUAUUUGCAAAGGCAAUAAGCUCUUUGAGACCCAUCGAAAUUAAAAAAAUCAGCAGUGAUCGCCUAAAACUAUAUGGUGAUGAAGCUUCAAAAGCGGCUAUGAACAAUAUUCAAAUUACAGUUCCAGUAGUUGAUUCUGAGCAAAGAUCUAUUGAAAUUAAUGAAACAAAACGCAGAUACUCAAAAACACCACCUCCUCGUUUAUCUGUUAAAGAACGCCUCGGCGGUAAAGUUGAAGAUGUACGAAGAGGAAGAGAACAGAGAGUGGUUCAAAGUACUGUUGAGCGUGUAAAAUCUAGGUCAAAAACUCCUAAACGUGAUCAGCGUGAUCAGCCUUAUCGACGCGUUACCGUGGAAAGAGAAAGAGGUCGUAAACUUGAUGGUAUUAACAGAAUUGAGUCUUCAAAAAGCGAUAGACGAAUUAUGUCUGAAGCAGUAAAAAGCUGUGAAAAACAUCGUGGACGAAGUCCAAGUGAUAAAAAGCAUUUUGACAAAAAUCUAAAAGACGAAAAAAAAUCAAGCGAAAGCACCGUAGUUCGUGAUCGAGGUCAAGAACGAAAUACAUCAAAUGCAAAAGUUGUCAAUGUUGAUCGAGAACGAAAGAAGUCAACCUUAGAUGAAGCUCACUUUGAACCGGAUUACGACGAAACUGUGGAAUCUGAUACUGAAAAUAAAGAUGAUGUCAUCAGAAAACGCGAACGUUCAUUAUCACCUGAUAAUAAUCUUAUUGAAGCCAAAAAGGUUAAAGUUGAUAAUGAAACUAUUAAACUGGAUUUAGCAAAUGUAAAAAAGAAACCUGAGUCCGAAAGUGAAUCCUCAAGUGAUUCAGAAUAUUCUUCAUCGUCGUCAUCCUCCGAUGCUAGAAAACGUAAGAAGAAGAAGAAACGUAGUAAGAAAAAGAAGAAACGUGCUGCGAGCGACAGUGAAAGUGACUCUGAAUCCAGUUCGGAUGACCAUAAGAAAAAGAAGAAGAAACGCAAACAUAAGAAGAAGUCUAGUAAAAAGAAAAAGAAAUCUAAACAUAAGUAA
This is a messenger RNA of Arctia plantaginis, 5091 nucleotides long. NCBI's taxonomy places the organism in Eukaryota, Metazoa, Arthropoda, Insecta, Lepidoptera, Erebidae. The record is from the annotation of a GenBank genome assembly.